This is a messenger RNA of Myotis davidii, 3348 nucleotides long. It is a transcript of the gene CC2D1A, whose product is annotated as coiled-coil and C2 domain containing 1A. Lineage: Eukaryota; Metazoa; Chordata; Mammalia; Chiroptera; Vespertilionidae. Bases 106 to 2901 code for a protein of 931 amino acids. Gene Ontology annotation, molecular function: DNA-binding transcription repressor activity, RNA polymerase II-specific; RNA polymerase II cis-regulatory region sequence-specific DNA binding. The record is from RefSeq and is a predicted model, not a curated record. The transcript has 29 exons. Gene Ontology annotation, cellular component: nucleus. Gene Ontology annotation, biological process: regulation of transcription by RNA polymerase II.
GGGGCGGAGGGCUCUGGAAGGGCGCGUGCGCGGCCAUAGGCCCCGGGGGAGGAGGCAGGGCAAGGCCAGGCGAGGGGGCCGUGGUCUGGGCAUCUAGCCUGGAAGAUGCACAAGAGGAAGGGAACCCCGGGACCCCCGGGCCGAGGCGCCGCCGCCGCCCGCCAGCUGGGUCUGCUGGUUGAUCUCUCCCCGGAUGGCCUGAUGAUCCCUGAGGAUGGAGUUAACCAUGAGGAACUGGAGGCUGAGUUCUUGGCUUUGGUUGGGGGCCAGCCUCAAACCCUGGAGAAGCUCCGAGGCAAAGGUCCCCUACCCAUGGAGGCCAUUGAGAAGAUGGCCAGCUUGUGCAUGAGAGACCCGGAUGAGGAGGAGGAGGAGGUGACAGAUGAGGAGGAUGUGGAAGCUGAUGAUGACCUGCUGGCGGAACUUAAUGAGGUCCUUGGGGAGGAGCAGAAGACUUCGGAGUCCCACCCUCCUGUGGCCCAGCCAAAAGCCACAGCCCCCAGCCCAGGGUUGGAGGCCACCUUGCAGGAGAGGCUGGCCCUCUACCAGACAGCGAUUGAAAGUGCUAGGCAAGCCGGAGACAGUGCCAAGGUGCGGCGCUAUGAGCGGGGACUUAAGACACUGGAAAACCUGCUGGCCUCCGUCCGGAAGGGCAGUGCCAUUGACGAAGAGGACAUCCCACCACCUGUUGCUGUGGGGAAGGGCCCAGCAGCCCCAUCGAGCCACACUCCUGCACCCACCCUGCCAGGCUCUAUGAACCUGCCGGCCCCAGAACCCAGGGUCACAGUGGAGGGUCCUCCUUCCACUGCCCCUGCCUCGUCACUGGGCUUGGCUAAGCCCCAGCUGCCCCCAGGUCCCUGCAGCACUGGCCCCCUGGCUCAGUUGCAGAGCCGCCAACGUGAGUACAAGCUGGCCGCCCUUCAUGCCAAGCAGCAGGGAGAUACCUCCGCCGCCACCAGAUACUUCCGUGUGGCCAAGAGCUUGGAGGCCCUGAGCCGUGGGGAGCCUGUGGAUUUGUCCCGCUUGCCCCCUCCACCUGACCAGCUGCCCCAAGACCCACCAUCACCGCCACUGCAGCCUCCGGCUCCCACCACGAUGCCAUCCACACCAGAGGUUCCCCCACCCCCAAGGACUCUCCUGGAAGCACUGGAACAGCGGAUGGAGCGAUACCACGUGGCCGCAUGUCCCCCACAGCAAUACCAAGAUGCCAUUCGAGCCCACAAGGCUGGACGAGCUGUGGAUGUUGCUGAGCUGCCAGUGCCCCCAGGUUUUCUCCCUAUCCAGGGCCUAGAGGCCUCCGAGUCCACCCAGCCGAGCCUGGUGGGGGUCCUGGAGACUGCUAUGAAGCUGGCAAACCAGGACGAAGGCCCAGAAGACGAAGAGGAUGAGGAGCCUAAGAAGACCAAUAGCCCUGCGGCCCCCACAGCCCAGCCCAAAGCCCCACCCUCAAAGGCACCCCAACCAGGAUCCACCUCAGCAGCUAAAGCAGCCCCCAAAGGCACAUCCAACCGAGCCCAGCAGCAGUUGGCCUUCCUGGAGGGCCGAAAAAAGCAGCUUUUGCAGGCUGCAUUGCGAGCCAAGCAGAAGAACGACGUGGAGGGAGCCAAGAUGCACUUGCGCCAGGCCAAGGGGCUGGAGCCCAUGCUGGAGGCCUCACGCAACGGGCUGCCUGUGGAUAUCACCAAGGUGCCACCCGCCCCUGUCAACAAGGAUGACUUCACCCUGGUCCAGCGGCCUGGCCCUGGUCUGUCUCAGGAUUCUAUCCGGCGCUAUGGUGAACUCACCAAGCUCAUAAGGCAGCAGCAUGAGAUGUGUCUGAACCAUUCUAACCAGUUCACUCACCUGGGUAACAUUGCCGAAACCAGCAAAUUUGAGAAACUAGCAGAGGACUGUAAGCGGAGCAUGGAGACUCUGAAGCAGGCCUUCGCCCGGGGUCUCCCCACGCCCUCUGCCCGCUUUGAGCAGAGAACCUUCAGCGUCAUCAAGAUCUUCCCAGACCUCAGCAGCAAUGACAUGCUCCUGUUCGUCGUGAAGUGCAUCAACUUGCCCACACCUCCAGGGCUGUCCCCUGGUGAUCUGGAUGUCUUCGUUCGGUUCGAUUUCCCCUAUCCCAAUGUGGAAGAAGCUCAGAAAGACAAGACCAGCGUGAUCAAGAAUACAGACUCCCCUGAGUUCAAGGAGCAGUUCAAACUCUGCAUCAACCGCAGCCACCGAGGCUUCCGAAGGGCGAUCCAGACCAAAGGCAUCAAGUUCGAAGUGGUCCAUAAGGGGGGCCUGUUCAAGACCGACCGGGUCCUGGGCACAGCCCAGCUGAAGCUGGAUGCCUUGGAGACGGCAUGUGAGGUCCGGGAGAUCCUUGAGGUCCUGGAUGGUCGCCGGCCCACAGGGGGACGGCUAGAAGUGAUGGUCCGGAUUCGAGAGCCACUGACGGCCCAGCAGUUAGAGACAGUGACUGAGAGAUGGCUGGUCAUUGACCCCGUGCCAGCAGCUGUGCCCACACAGGUUGCUGGCCCUAAAGGGAAGGCUCCUCUCAUGCCUGCCCCUACAAGGGAGCCAGGAAACAGGUCUGCCCGGCCCCUGCAUAGCCUUAGCGUGCUGGCCUUCGACCAAGAGCGUCUGGAGCGGAAGAUCCUGGCCCUCAGGCAGGCACGGCGGCCAGUGCCCCCGGAGGUGGCCCAGCAGUACCAGGACAUCAUGCAUCGCAGCCAGUGGCAGAGGGCACAGCUGGAGCAGGGGGGCCCAGGCAUCCGGCGAGAAUACAUGGCCCAGCUGGAGCAUCAGCUGCAGUUCUACACAGAGGCUGCUCGGCGCCUAGGCAACGAGGGCAGCAGGGAAGCUGCAAAGGAGGCGCUCUACAGGCGGAACCUGGUUGAGAAUGAGCUGCAGCGGCUCCGCAGGUGAGGGGCCAACGGGGCUGUCCGCCCUGGAGAUCCGGGAGCAGGCUCCGGCCCUGGUGCUGGGAGGAGCUGACAUGGCCACGGCUUCCGACCAGACAAGCAGACAAUCAGCGGACAAUCGGUUCUGGAUGGACUCGUCCCCUGCUGGGCCCACCCAGCCUUGCUAGAGCCUCCCUGGCAGGGGGCAUCGGGGAUGGUGCCUACCAGCCAGCCUGUGCCCCUGGCCUGUUCCGGAGGCGGAAGAGUGGCUAGGACCAAGCCCUGAGAGCCCCUCUAAGCACUUUAUUCCCUGUCCCUCCCCAGCCUUAAUCCUUAAGCCCUCCCACACCCAAAGAAGCCUCUGAGAGCAGCCAGAACCUGACUGGCUCCCCACAGGGGUGCCCUGGCCCAGCUAGGCCCCAGGGUUGAUACACAGAAUAAACAGCCAGGGCCACUCCCGGCUCUCCAUCUU